Molecule: messenger RNA, 1200 nt
Organism: Ipomoea nil (Japanese morning glory)
Lineage: Eukaryota; Viridiplantae; Streptophyta; Magnoliopsida; Solanales; Convolvulaceae
Product: ras-related protein Rab7
Exons: 7
Coding region: 253-870 (205 amino acids)
Cellular component (GO): vacuolar membrane
Molecular function (GO): GTPase activity; GTP binding
Source: RefSeq, a predicted model, not a curated record
AAACAAACCCAUAUAGGUUAGCAUUAAUAAAAAUAAUUUUUUAAAAAUAAAGAAGGUAAAAUGGCCGGCUUUGGGUUCGUCGGCCACACGACCGAAAUAUUGAUUAAAAUUGAGGAAGAUCGAAAUUGGCGCCCCUUGCUUUCCUGUCGUGAUUCCCUGUAAGCAUCCAAUCCCCAAAAUUUCUCCGAGCAAUUUUGACCCAGAUUUGGAAGCCGGAAAAACACAAAGGAGCUUUGCUCAGUUAACGUCGUCAUGUCGGCGCGUAGAAGAACAUUGCUUAAGGUCAUCGUCCUCGGCGAUAGUGGGGUCGGUAAAACUUCAUUGAUGAAUCAAUAUGUUCAUAAGAGGUUCAGUCAUCAGUAUAAAGCCACGAUUGGUGCUGAUUUUGUAACAAAGGAGCUCCUAAUUGAUGAUCGGCUUAUUACUCUACAAAUUUGGGACACGGCUGGGCAAGAGAGAUUUCAGAGUCUAGGAGUUGCGUUUUACAGAGGGGCAGAUUGCUGUGUUCAGGUCUAUGAUGUCAAUGUAAUGCGAUCUUUUGAUAACCUUGACAAUUGGCAUGAAGAAUUUCUCAAGCAGGCUAACCCAUCUGACCCGAAGACAUUUCCUUUUAUUUUGUUGGGAAACAAGGUCGAUAUAGAUGGUGGAAAUAGUCGAGUGGUUUCUGAAAAGAAAGCCCAGGAGUGGUGCACUUCCAAAGGGAAUAUACCUUACUAUGAGACAUCUGCAAAAGAGGAUUUGAAUGUAGAUGCUGCAUUCUUUUGUAUUGCAAAAACUGCUUUAGCCAAUGAGCAUGAGCAAGAUAUAUACUUCCAGGGACUUCCUGAGGCCAUUUCAGAUACUGAGCAAAGAGGUGGUUGUGCAUGCUAAUUUCAAGGGUGGUGAUCAAUUUUGGAGCAUUUUUUUUUUCCUCUUGCAACCUAAUCUUUCCAGUAACACUGUCCAUUCAUUUUUGUACUCACUGUACACUAAGCUCUUGAGAUUUGACCCUUUGCUUAACUACUACUGUAUUGUUGUUUCCUCAUAGAGGCUCAGGAACUCACACCCCCCACAUACAUUUGCAGCCUGGAUUGACUGCUUGUAUUUCAUUCUUAACCUCUCAUAAUAAUUUUAAUUUGGCUGUUAUUUUUUUUCAAUUCUUGAAUCCUGGAAACCCUUCUUCUAACUAUGAAUGUAAUAGGCUUUGCCUCAGCUGUUACU